CUGAAAAAACAAAAACAUUAUUUUAAUUUCUCAUUCACCUCAAAGAAAGGGCAACCGAUUUGGUUUUUCCGGUGAACCGUCGUGGUUCCAUGUUUCGAUCACCGUGAAAGAAAUGGAUAUUCGCUCUGAUUAAACUCACCGGCGAAGAAGAAGGAGAAGAAAGCUUAAAUGGAUUCGGAAGAAACGGCGACGAAGAAUCAAAAGAGGGGUUUCUCUUCGUUAGCUAUGCGAUUCUGUACAGCGAUAGUUUUCUCGAUCAUCGGUUUCUUCUUCUUGUCGUUUCUAUUAGGGAUCUUAGUGAUUUUAUUCGGCGAAUUGUGGGUUUCUUCUUCUUCCUCCGCCUCUCAUGCUUCCCGCUGCAAAAUCGUUUCCAGUUCGGUUGAUCUAAGGUCUUCCAAAGUGUGCGGGAUUGGACUUUUGAACAUCAAAGCACAACAUGUGUUUUACCCUUUUGAGAGAGAUAAAUUCAGAUGUCGCUAUGAUUACUAUUGGGCUUCUGUUUUCAAGGUUGAGUAUACAGAUCACUUGAUGGGUCAAACAAGGCUAGCCUUCUCAGAAGCACCUGAUGAAGCCCUUCCUCCUGAGUGCAGACCUAACUUUGGUGCCGCUUUGCUUACCAAAGAUAACUUCAAGGUGAAUGAAACGUAUGACUGCUGGUACACGCUAGGGAUUCCAAAGAUUAAGCUUUAUAGGGAUGGCUUUUUCGGUUGCCAAGCAGAUGAUCUUUCUUUUACCGACUUUUUUAAACAAUACGCUGUCUUAUUCUCCAAAUUGUUACAGUCGUGGUUAAGUGUAAAUGGAAGAGGGAAGUACUGGAGAUAUGAUGUGAUCGCUGGCAUUGUAUCUGGCUUCUCAACUUCCAUUUUCACAGUCUUCAUCGUACGGAUCUUAAGACAUGCAAAAUCUUGGUUCCCUCGAGCUUGUUGUUCAGUUAAAAGCCAGCUUUCUGAAGUGAACGUCUUGGUGCAAGUGAAGCGUGCUUGUUUGGUUGUUGUUUACUUCUCCAUCCUCGGGUGGAUGGCUACACAAUACUUGAAAAUUCUUUUUCCAAAGGCUUAGAGAA
This is a messenger RNA of Brassica oleracea var. oleracea, 1063 nucleotides long. RefSeq lists its product as uncharacterized. The transcript has 6 exons. The coding region runs from base 169 to 1059 and encodes 296 amino acids. NCBI's taxonomy places the organism in Eukaryota, Viridiplantae, Streptophyta, Magnoliopsida, Brassicales, Brassicaceae. The record is from RefSeq and is a predicted model, not a curated record.